Molecule: messenger RNA, 3768 nt
Organism: Cucurbita moschata (crookneck pumpkin)
Lineage: Eukaryota; Viridiplantae; Streptophyta; Magnoliopsida; Cucurbitales; Cucurbitaceae
Exons: 15
Coding region: 283-3408 (1041 amino acids)
Molecular function (GO): phosphatidylinositol binding
Source: RefSeq, a predicted model, not a curated record
AAUAAUUAAAUAAAAUUCGACGAAGAAACGGAUUCGAAAUUCUUGUUCUAGCUGGGAAUUUUGUUCUCCCUAUAAAGCGCCAAUUUCCCCUCCAGCUGAUGUGCCGGCGGGAAGGGAUUUUCCGGCAGUUCCGGCAGUUCCGGCAGUUGAUCGUUCUAUUCGAAUCGCGCCUGCAGAAUUCAAGAUUCCGCUUGUGAAUCUUAUCCCACUCUGUUCUUUGUUGAACUGGAUUAUUAUUUCCUGCGGGUGAUUUAGAGAGGAUUUUGUUGCGUUUCAGUAGAAAUGGAGGUCAUGGCGACCGUGCAGGAUCUGAUCGAGGAAGCUAAACUUCGAACGGUUUGGUGGGCUCUGUGUACUUUCGUGAUUUCGUACUUUUUGACCCAUACUAGUAAGUCAAUGUGGAUGAAUGUACCCCUAGCAAUUCUAUUAGUUUGUGCACUACGUAUUCUGUUCAACGAGGUAGAGUUCCAUAGAAAGGUCCGACCUGUUCAGCGACAGACGUACUUAUCGCAUCUGGAGAAGAAACAAUUAUCUGUAAACGACUCCUCCCUUUCUUCAGUUCUUCAUCCACCAAGAUGGAAAAGGAAAAUCAAUUCUCCUACUGUGGAGGCUGCAAUGAAGGAUUUCAUAGAUAAAAUACUGAAGGAUUUUGUGGUUGACUUGUGGUAUUCAGAAAUAACCCCAGAUAAAGAGUUUCCUGAGCAGAUACACAUGUUAAUCAUGGAUGCCCUUGGUGAGAUAGCGGUUAGGGUGAAAGAGAUAAAUCUUGUUGACUUGCUCACGAGGGAUGUUGUUGUUUUAGUAGGUGAUCACUUGGACCUUUUUAGAAGAAACCAAGCUUCGAUCGGUGUUGAUGUUAUGGAAAUGCUGUCUUCUGAGGAGAGAGACGAAAGGUUGAAGCACCAUCUUAUGGCUUCUAAGGAGCUUCAUCCAGCAUUGGUGUCUCCCGAGAGUGAGUACAAGGUCCUUCAACGGCUCAUGAGUGGAGUGUUGACUUCAGUACUGAGACCAAGAGAAACUCAAAGCCCUGUUGUCCGAUCCAUUGCUCGUGAACUUUUAACAUGCUUGGUGGUGCAACCUCUUAUGAAUUUUGCAAGUCCUGGGUGCAUAAAUGAGUUGAUCGAAUGUAUUGUCCUUGCCACUAAAGCUGAGAAUGACUCUGUGAUAGGUGGUCAACAACCAACUUAUUCUGCAGAUAAUGACAGAGACCAUUCUUCUACUGCUGGAUUCAUACACGAUGACUAUUUGGACAAAAGUAAAUGCUCAUCUUUAACGCCUGGGAAUGCUUCAGAGCUUGCUAAAAUUGACAAUCAGCAAGAAAGAUCCUCAGAUUACAUGUUCCAGGACGAGCCUUUGCAACUCAGGCUUGGUGAUUGGGGCCGUACAUUGGAUGCAGCAACCCAAAGGAGAACGGAAGUUCUUAUGCCCGAAAAUCUGGAAAACAUGUGGACUAAAGGACGACACUACAAAAAGAAAGAAAAUAAGAUCAUUAAAGGAGGAGAUUUUGAGCCUAUGGCUACUACGAAGGAUUCUGGUUCAAGUAGCAUGCAGCCUGCAACAACGAGGGAUGAAAUGUUGACUGGCAAGCAUCAUUCCUCUAUUGGGCCAGAAGAAAAGGCAAUAGCUGGGAGAACGCCCACAAGACAUUCUGAUCUCCUUUUGACCUCCAAAUCAGGUGAUGAGAACAAAAUCAGUUUUCAGUUUUCUCAGGAUCUUCAGAAGGAUUCAUCUGUCGACAAGAAGUUCAUUGCUGAUGAAUUAAAGGAUGUUGAUAAUCUUACUCCUGCUAGUAGAACUAAAAAUCAACUCAAGAGAUCCAAUAGUACUUCUGCUUUGAAAACCGAAUUUAGUGUAGAAAACACUUCUACAGAAGGUGGAACAUCUAUUAUAUCAGAUUUCUAUGGUCCCAAUUUUGGCAAGCACGGUGAAGAGCCCCUUUCUAAGAGUGUCUCGGAUACGGUGGUCCAAAACGAGGGACUACUUGUUCCUAAACUUAGGAGUCGGGUAAUGGGUGCGUACUUUGAGAAGCUUGGUUCAAAAUCUUUUGCUGUAUACUCAAUAGCUGUUACAGAUGCAAAUAACAGAACUUGGUUUGUCAAGAGAAGAUACCGAAAUUUUGAGCGACUACAUCGGCAUCUUAAAGAUAUUCCUAACUAUACACUGCACCUGCCUCCCAAACGAAUAUUUUCAUCAAGCACAGAAGAUUCUUUUGUUCACCAACGUUGCAUUCAACUAGACAAAUAUUUGCAGGAGCUAUUAUCAAUUGCAAAUGUUGCUGAGCAGCAUGAAGUAUGGGACUUUUUAAGUGUUUCCUCAAAGAACUAUUCUUUUGGAAAAUCUCCCUCAGUUAUGAGAACACUAGCAGUCAAUGUGGAUGAUGCUGUGGAUGACAUUGUACGCCAGUUUAAAGGGGUUUCAGAUGGUUUCAUGCGUAAAGUUGUUGGUUCAACCUCACCUUCUGAAGAAGCUUGUUUGUCAUCAAAUUAUGAUCGGAAGUUUUCAUUUAAUUCAGCAGACUUACGCAAACAAGUUUCUGCACAAUAUAACUUAGAAAUAGCUAGUAACAUUUCUGACGAGGAAAGUGAGAGAACUGAAAGUCAAAAUCGUGAAAAAGUUAGUGGAUGGCAUUCAGACAAUGAAUUAAACUCCAAGAGCUUUCCCCCUCGUGUAAUCAAACGCGGUGAAGAGUCAAAGAAAUUAGUUGUUGACAAGAAAAAUGACAUAGAAUUAAGGUCUGGGGCAAGCCAGGGAGGAUGUUCACAAAUUUCAUAUCAUAUGGAAGAUCCAGAAGGAAUGCCACCAGAGUGGACUCCACCUAAUGUCAGUGUACCUAUUCUAAAUCUGGUUGACAAGAUAUUUCAGCUCAACAGGAGAGGCUGGCUAAGGAGGCAGGUCCUUUGGAUAUCAAAACAAAUAUUACAGUUAAUUAUGGAAGAUGCUAUUGAUGACUGGAUUGUUAGGCAAAUACACUGGCUUCGGAGAGAGGACAUUGUUGCUCAGGGUAUUCGCUGGGUCCAAAAUGUUCUAUGGCCCAAUGGAAUAUUCUUCAUACAUUUGAGGAAUGCUCAUAGUGAAGGCGAUGAUUCUCAAUCUACUUCUAGCCAAACUGAUGGAAGUAAGAUCCCUAAGCCUGGAUCUUUCGAGCUGCAGCUUGAGGCUGCUCGCCGAGCUAGUGAUGUCAAGAAAAUGCUUUUUGAUGGGGCUCCAACACCAUUGGUAAGCUUGAUAGGGCACACGCAAUACAAAAGAUGCGCAAAAGAUAUCUAUUACUUCACUCAGUCUACCAUCUGUGUAAAGCAACUUGGGUAUGGAUUACUCGAACUAUUACUCGUAUCAGUUUUCCCUGAGCUACGGGAUUUAGUAAUGGAGAUUCACGAUAAGCCGCCACACGUCUCGGAACCAGUUUAGCGAGCAAACAGAGUACUCUGCAACCUCUAAUCCAGGUUGUGACUGCUUCUUCUUCCUCCAAUCCCCAGCCCAGAAUCUCAGGUUUUGUUUUUCUUAAUUUAGCAUUCAGGUUCCCUCAGUUUUGAUGGUUGAUAGAAGUCUUUUAAGUGAUGAACACAAUCAAGGAGUUUUGUGGAUUGCUGGAAAUUCCUUUGUGAAUAGAAAGGGUUCUGCUUGUCCUUUUUUUGUCUUAAACUUUGUAUAGUAUUUUAGUUUUAGGAUGUCUAUAGAAUUAGUGGUACAGCAGGUGGUGAACAAUUUUUUUGUUUUUUUGUUUUUUGUUUUUUUUUUUUUUAUGGUAAUUUAUGAUCCUUUCCUCUU